CGACAACAAUACAACAAUGUAAAUAAAAUUAAAAUCAAUAACGGUGUGAAGAUUAGAAAUACAUUUUUUAACGAUACACGCAGAUAGUCAUAGAGCUUAAUGAUCUGCGUGGUCAUGGAAUAGGCAUGCAAGUCCAGCGGUAAACAUUUACAACCCCUAUAUUAGAUUACAAUUGUAGCUCUAAAUAUAUAUAUAUAUAUAUAUAGCCGGCAAUCGUCUACUUUCUCAAAAUGCAGAGUUGCAGAAACCUUCGGUUCGGCCUUAUGGUCCGAAGCUUAGGCAGCACUGUGCAGAAGCGCGCGAUUAUAAAGCAAGCUUCAUCAAUUAAAAACUGUACAUGUAUACUGAGCACGUCGCGAGAUGCGCUUUAUAAUGACUGGACGCAAAUAUCCAACCGUAGGUGGUACAGCACGUCUAGUGGGGACGAUGAACUAUCGAAACUAAAUCUCUCAAAAGACAAGCAGAAAGUUUUAGAUAAGUUCACAGGGAAAAAGAAAAGUAAUUUCGAAGCCGAGGUGAUCUCCGGUGAACAGUUGCAGUCCAGUACCAGUUCGCCAACCUCAGAAUCCGAGUCUGAAUCAAUCCCCUUACUAAGCGUGGACGAUGUCAUAGACUACGUAGAACAACAGACACCCGAAUUCCAGCUGUACCUGGAUGGAGCGCACUAUGAAGGGGAUAGGAAGAGUGUGACGAGUAUCUUAAACUUCUUGAAGAAGCAGCAGUUGCUUGCAGUCGGUGAGGUGACUUCUGGCUCUGAGUCUGGCUUCGAGGAGAUCGCCUGGACUCCUGUAACGAUCAAAGAGAAUGUGCGCGCGAAUAACAAAAAUUUUGUGAAGUUCCUUGUGACCGAGGGAUACGAGGGCGAUCCCAAGGAUUUGAAGUCUGUCACCGAGUUCUUCCGACGCUCCAAUCUGAUGGAGUCAACCGUUGACGAUCAAGACGUGUUCACCGAGUCGUACGUGCGUCAGUUAAUUGAGGAGAAGAACAAGGACCUGACUGAUUUUCUCAGCAAGAAGGGGUACAAGGGCCAAAUCCGGCACUCCAAUCGAGUGGUUGAAUUCAUGCGCUCCAAGCAACUGAUUGUCCCCAGCGAUGACGAGCACGAGGAGCCCAACGCUUCCGACAUUGCUAUUUCCGAGGAGCAGGCUAAGAAGCAGGCUGAUUACCUCAUAUCGACCAAUGAACUCCUGGACUAUAUGGGCGACCCCGAUUUCAAGGCCUAUCUCAAAGAAGAGCUUGACUUCGAGGGUGAUGUGGAGAGCUUUGAUGAAGUGGCCGAAUUUUUGGACCAAGAGCAUGGUGCAUUGGUAAUGUCUACUAGUAUAGGGGAAGUCGAGGAAGCACAGUAUGAACCCGAGUCCGACCCGGAAAACCCUAUUUUGGGGGGCAUUGAUCCGAAGACUUUCUUCGAGGAUAAGCAUGACAUGUGGAAGGACGAAUUCCCUGCGGUGUGCCUUAUCUGCCGCGCUGUUGGCGACCAUAUGACAUUCGAUUGCCCCGCGCCGACGCUCCAAGACUACCUCAAAAAGGAUCACCGUGACAUAGACUCGGACCAUAGCUUGCCUACAGUGUUGGACGCCGCAGACUUAACUCGCCGUACACGCAGUAGUAGGUACAUCAAUGAACCACCCAGCGGUGUGUAUAUGGGAGGUGUUCCUAAGAGAGCCCCAUAUAAGAUGUACCUCGAUACGGCCGAGGAGUCGAACGCGGAAUCUGAGACAGAUUCGGAAUGGGAGAAAAUGACUAGCCCCGACUACUUCGUUGGUGACGACAAAGGCAACAACUCUUCCUCCGACUACACAGUCUCCGAGUCAGAAGACGACAGUAUAGAGAUCGGCGAGCAGGACUUCGAGUAUCUGAGCAGCAGUGAUAGUGACAGCGGGUCUGUGAAGUCAAGCAAGAAGGUGACCAAGGAAGAGAGUGCAGCAGAUGUCACAGCGGCGGCUGAAGCUACAGCUACGGUUACAGACACACCCGAGCCCGUGCAAGCAGACGCGUACGCGGAGAACCAGGAGGAUGUUGCACAGCAGGCUGCCAGUGAGCAGUUGGAAAGUUCGGUACAACUGGAAGGGGACUCGGGUGCGGACAGUGAGGAUGCCAAUGGUGUCGCCCCGGGCGCUGGGCCGGGCUCGCGGAAUGCGAAGGAUGCGAAGGAUGAACGGGGAUGGGGUGCGGAGGUGCCGGUCAGCACUGAUGAUGACGCGUAUUCUGCCUGGGAAGAAAGCAUGGAUGAGAAGGAAGCGCGUAAUCGCCUGCAGUUUGCCACCAUGCAGAGGGACGAGUUUAUCAAAUACUUUAACUGGCUGGAGCAAGGCGGAGACGUGACACAGAUCAUCAAUCCCAGUGUGAAGCGACACUACCUGAAGAGUCUACGAAUGACUGGUGAGGUGCCUAUGCGCAAGAAACCCACAGCCAACAUAGACGAAAGAAAGCGAGCCAUGGCAGCCUCCUUCGAUCUUUAACACGCACCCGCUGUGUUGAAAGACAUACACCCCCGCGUUGCAAAGAAGGUGUCACGUUUUGCUGGCUAUUGACACAGCCACGUAUGGUGCUCAAGUGAAACAUAUACAUGCUUAGCUGAGAGUGGCUUAUGUAUAUUACUUCAAGCUAUGAGUGCAGCGACUCAAAGAAUCUAGCCUUUUUGCAAGGUUCGAGUUUUUGAAAGCAGGCGCAUCGGUGGAGGACCACAGAGGAUGCUCCCUUUGUAUCCUACGCUGCGGCCACGUGGACAAAAGUAAGAGCAGAGGUGUAGUGCAUAUAAUAUGUUGAAUUCCAAAUAAAGGUGUGAAGCGACUAUAACGAUAAUAGUAGGAUCAAUACUGCAGGUGUGAGAAGAAUGAAUAUAUGGUACACAUACGAACUUUUGAGGGCACUCGCGACGUCCCAUGUAUGCUAUGUUGGAGAAAUGUGAGAGUCGACGUGAAGCGUACUGGUCGCUGUAAAGUCCGCUCUAAUUCAAAG
Molecule: messenger RNA, 2961 nt
Organism: Sphaeroforma arctica JP610
Lineage: Eukaryota; Ichthyosporea; Ichthyophonida
Exons: 9
Coding region: 231-2462 (743 amino acids)
Source: RefSeq, a predicted model, not a curated record